This is a messenger RNA of Aplysia californica (California sea hare), 2491 nucleotides long. RefSeq names its product 43 kDa receptor-associated protein of the synapse. Gene Ontology annotation, molecular function: acetylcholine receptor binding; protein-membrane adaptor activity. Gene Ontology annotation, biological process: chemical synaptic transmission. The transcript is spliced from 5 exons. The coding region runs from base 1111 to 2067 and encodes 318 amino acids. NCBI's taxonomy places the organism in Eukaryota, Metazoa, Mollusca, Gastropoda, Aplysiida, Aplysiidae. The record is from RefSeq and is a predicted model, not a curated record.
CCACUGUGUCAAGGUCAUCUGCGGGGAGUGAGCACACACCUUUUCGUCCCACACUACACACCUACGUGUGUAAACCUCUGCCACUCUACGCAUCACACUCCUACGUGUGAAAACCUCUGACACUCUACACAGCUACCGUACGUGCGUAAACCUCUGCUAACUGUCCCACACUACACAUCUAGAUGUGCUGAGUCGUGAGGAAGCUUCCCCUCUCGAAGGUGUACCAGCACUCAGCUACACCACACCCCAUGAAACAGCCGCAAGUCGACGAGGAUCGAACACAACGCAGCAUCACCUCAAGAAAUAAUCACACAAGUCUGCAAACAUUAAAAAACGACGUAACAUCCCCUAUUAAAACAAUACCACAAGUUUGCUGACAUAAAAAAACGCAACACCAUCAUAUGAAACAACUACGUCUGCGAACGUCAAAUCAUCGCAAUAAAUACUGGCCCUAACUAGAAAUCUCUGCGCCCAUGGGACAUUCAAAACACGUUGUAAGACAACCAGAAGCUCAGGUCAUGGGACAUUCAAAAUUCUUUGCAAGACGAGUAAAAGCCAAAACAUGAGACUCACGCGACCAAGUGAAGGACAAACGUACUCGUCGCUCACGUCACGAGUUAGGUUAUCCAAGCCCCAGACCCGCUAAAUGUGGCGGAGAUUUUGCUGUUUGUGUCCACAGGCCGGAGAUCCGGCAUGUCACACACUGCGCAGGUGGCUGAGGCCAGGGACUGAUCUACAGCGGAUAUCCUCUUACUCUUUUUCCUAUUUUGCCACGUCUUGAAAUUCCAAUUGCGCGGCGUUUUUUUCCGUGGCGAAAUAAUUGUCCACACAGCUUUUUUUGUGGUGAUAUUUUGUGGUGAUAUUGUGUGUGGUAUUGCGUGAGUUAUUGUGUGAUAAUAUAGUGUGUGGUAUUGUGUGGUGAUGAUAUAUGGUGACAUUGUUGUACGGUGACCUUGUAGGAUUAUUAAGGCAGUGUAUCUGACUCUGUCUCUGUUUCGCAAUGACCUGAUUAAACUUACAGAGGACUGGACGCAAACCCAUUCCUGUUUUCAAUAGGAAAUAGCCAGCUGUCCGUUUUUUGAGGGCGGCUGUGGGUGGGAAGCUAACAGCAUGGGUCAGAAAAUGGCGAAGAAGGAGAUGGAGAAGGCCCAAGGCUUGUAUAACGAGCAGCGGUUUGACGAAGCUACACAGGCUUGGCUGAGGGCUCUCAAACAUCUCGCCCAGCCCGUGGAGAAAUUCAAGGUGUGUGGAAAAAUCUGCACGUCUCUGUGUGACGUAGGCAAAUACCGAGACGCGCUCACGUACGCCGGCCAGCAGUGUGAGAUCGCUAACGGUCUCAGUGACGUCAUGCUCAAGUCGGAGGCCUACUACAACAUCGCAGUGUGUAACGAGAAAUCGUGCGAGUUCAGCAAAGCCAUCUCCUACUGCCGGAACGCCCAGCAGUGUGGCACGGACAAGUCCCCACUCAAGGGUCGCCUGUCUCUUUGUCUAGGCAACGCCUUCUUGGGCAGCAGCGACUUCCUGAAGGCCUGGAACAACUACGUGGUGGCCAUGGAUAAGGCCAAGGCGGCAGACGACAGGCUCCUGGAGCUGCUCACUUCCGCCCGCAUGGGCACGCUCUUCUGCUGUGUGGGAGACUUGGCUGCAGUGAUGCUUGUGUCACGAUUGCUCCCCCUGUUCCCCCAGGCUAUGGAGCUAAAUGAAAAAGCCCUGGAGCUGGCCACAAGAGUGGGAUGUAAGCUAGAGAUGUUGCGUUGCCAUGCACGCCUCAAGUUGCUAUGCGAGGCCCGUGGUGAGGACGACGAGGAGGAGAGAAGCCUGUGCUUACGCCAUGAGGGUGUGAUGAGACAGCUAGUCCUGGAGAUGGACCUGUACUGUGGGGUAUGUGACCAGGUCAUAGGUCAGAGCCCUGAGCGGCUGGAACCCUUGUCCUGUGGUCACUUCAUUCACGCCAGAUGCGCUAUCCACCUGGCCCGCUCCACCCUGGGACGGUCCAGCAAACGGCGGCCAUGUCCAGCCUGUCGGAGGAACAUGGCCUUGAACCCUGCCUUCCAGGAGACCUCGUGACCUCAAAGGUCAUGGCAAAUAUGAACUCUGACCUUUCUCAUCGUGCGUGGCUGUGUGGGUGGUGGUUAGUGUGAGGGUUGUUGUGUGGUGGUUGGUGUGAGGGUGAUUGUGUGGUGUUAGUGUGAGGGUGAUUGUGAGGUGUCAGUGUGAGGGUGAAGGGGAUUGUGUGGUGGUGUGAGGGUGAUUGUGUGGUGGUGUCAUUAUAAGAGUGAUUUUGUGUGUGUUUGUGUGUGUGUAUUUGUGUGUGUGUGUGUGUGUGUGUGUGUGUGUGUGUGUGUGUGAGUGUGUUUACAUAUUAUAUGCAUACCUGGCGGAAAAACAGAUGAAUAUAGAAAAGAGACGAAUAGGGGAACCUACACACACACAAACACACCGAGAGAGAGAGAGAGAGAGAGAGAGAGAGAGAGAGAGAGAGAGAGAGAGA